Messenger RNA from Calypte anna (Anna's hummingbird), 1373 nucleotides. It is a transcript of the gene CAPZA1, whose product is annotated as capping actin protein of muscle Z-line subunit alpha 1. The transcript has 10 exons. The record is from RefSeq and is a predicted model, not a curated record. Bases 68 to 928 code for a protein of 286 amino acids. Lineage: Eukaryota; Metazoa; Chordata; Aves; Apodiformes; Trochilidae. Gene Ontology annotation, cellular component: F-actin capping protein complex; actin cortical patch. Gene Ontology annotation, molecular function: actin filament binding. Gene Ontology annotation, biological process: actin cytoskeleton organization; barbed-end actin filament capping.
GCCGCGCUUCCGGCCCGGUGCGGUGCUCCCGGGAUGCACCACGCGGGGCCGGGGCAGAGCCGCAGCCAUGGCUGAUGCGGAGGAGCGGGUGUCGGAUGAGGAGAAGGUGCGUAUAGCUGCAAAAUUCAUCACUCAUGCACCCCCUGGGGAAUUUAAUGAAGUAUUCAAUGAUGUCCGGUUACUGCUCAGCAAUGACAAUCUUCUCAGGGAAGGAGCAGCACAUGCUUUUGCACAGUACAACAUGGAUCAGUUCACUCCAGUGAAGAUAGAAGGGUAUGAUGACCAGGUCUUAAUCACAGAACAUGGUGAUCUGGGCAAUGGCAGAUUUUUGGACCCAAGAAACAAACUUUCUUUCAAGUUUGAUCACUUAAGGAAAGAAGCAAGUGACCCCCAACCUGAGGACACAGAAUCAGCUUUAAAGCAAUGGAGAGAUGCCUGUGACAGUGCACUGAGAGCUUAUGUGAAAGAUCAUUACCCCAAUGGCUUCUGCACUGUUUAUGGUAAAUCUAUAGAUGGGCAGCAGACAAUUAUUGCCUGUAUUGAGAGCCACCAGUUCCAGCCCAAAAACUUCUGGAAUGGUCGUUGGAGAUCAGAGUGGAAGUUCACCAUCACACCACCAACAGCUCAAGUGGCUGCAGUGCUUAAGAUCCAGGUUCAUUAUUAUGAAGAUGGCAAUGUUCAGCUGGUUAGUCAUAAAGACAUCCAGGACUCUAUACAGGUUUCAAGUGAUGUCCAGACAGCUAAGGAAUUUAUUAAGAUAAUAGAACAUGCAGAAAACGAGUAUCAGACAGCAAUCAGUGAGAACUACCAGACAAUGUCAGACACCACCUUCAAAGCCUUACGCCGGCAGCUCCCCGUCACCCGCACCAAGAUCGACUGGAACAAAAUCCUCAGCUACAAGAUUGGCAAAGAAAUGCAGAAUGCUUAAGGUGGAAGCAAGGAGAUGGAUUAAAUGUUUGUGUGCAAAAGGAAAAAAAAAAACAAAAACAAAUGUGGUCCUAUGCCAAGUAGAUGGUUUCUAAACCAGUGCAGCAUUUUUCUAGGGCUUGCAAAGUUAACAGGUUUCCUAGCCUCAGAGAGAACUGUGGAACAAGUAGCCUUGUCUUUGUGUUUUGUGUUUCCUGCCAUAUCAACUCCCUGUUGUGACUGCAUUUACUGCUAGGUCAUUUUAAUCAAGCCACGUUCAUGGUUCAGAAGUAGCUGUUUUCAAUCACGGAUUGUACUGGCUGGAAAACUUCCUAGCUGGAAAAGCCCUACUGCAAAUAGAGCUGAGGGUGCAGAGCAUCCCCUUCACCCACACACAGCACUCCAGGUACUCCAGUCAGUCUGUCCAGUCUGCCAACAGCUCAAGGCUAUGCUGCAAGAUAGAGUAA